Molecule: messenger RNA, 834 nt
Organism: Triticum turgidum subsp. durum (durum wheat)
Lineage: Eukaryota; Viridiplantae; Streptophyta; Magnoliopsida; Poales; Poaceae
Source: the annotation of a GenBank genome assembly
AUGGCGUCCAAGAGGAUACAGAAGGAGCUUAAGGAUCUGCAGAAGGACCCCCCUACCUCAUGCAGCGCAGGAGGUUGCCCCAUUGAUAGCAAGUGUGCAAUCUCAAUCUACAAGAACCCAGUUCUCCAUGAUCGCAACAAGCAUAUCGAUCUCCGCUAUGACUUAAUUGAGAACAGUAAUGGGACCGCGGAGUUCAUCGGCAUGAACAAGCAGAAGGCUGAUAUCCUGAUGAAGUCCCUUGGGCGUUGGAGCAUGAGCUACGACUUGUUUCCCUUUUCUGAAGAAAUAAAAGCAGGAAGAAAGAGCAGAAAAGCUGCAAUAUUACGCAGCGCAAAAUUCAAUGUCUUGCUCGUUCUGUUGUGCCCACAGCUCGUGGUUCAGGGUAACAUGACACAGUUUGUCCAACGAAUUAUCUCAGGGUACAACUGUCCUGUGGGUGAAGAUAUGUUCCAUUGGCAGGCAACAAUAAUGGGCCCAUCUGACAGCCCAUAUUCUGGUGGAGUUUUCCUAGUUACUAUCCACUUCCCUCCUGAUUAUCCUUUCAAACCACCAAAGGUGGCAUUCCGCACCAAGGUGUUCCAUCCAAACAUCAACAGCAACGGGAGCAUUUGUCUGGACAUCCUCAAGGACCAAUGGAGCCCCGCUCUGACCAUUUCCAAGGUGCUGCUGUCCAUCUGCUCCCUGCUGUGUGACCCGAACCCUGAUGACCCUCUGGUCCCUGAGAUCGCCCACAUGUACAAGACGGACCGGCACAAGUACGAGAGCACCGCCAGGACCUGGACGCAAAGUGACUUGGAACAUGGAACCGGUGUUGCAUAUUUUGGAUUCAGAUAA